GAAAAGAGAAAAAACCGUGUUUUCCCGAAAAAUAAAAGUGUAUAUUUUAUUUUUUCUACUUGGUUUAAUAAAAAUAUAAGUAUUUCGCCAGAUUCUCCUGGUUCUUCAGUAAAGGGAAGGAGAAAUGAGAGAAGCAAUGCAGAGGAGGACGACAAGCUCACGACUUCACGAGUAAAAGCCGGGACGCAACAGUCUUGCGGUAGAUUUGCUACAGUAAACAUCGUUUCUUGCUGCCUUUAUAGUGUUUAUCAUCAAGUGCGUGUUUCCAAACUUUUGCCUGCUUUUUGCCAUUGCAUUUUGACAAUUAGUGCAUGAAGGACAUUAAAUUAUUCAAAAACAGUGCAAAUCAAUUUGUCUGGAUUAUUUUCAUAUUAUAUUCGUCUUUUUCAAUAUCCAAAUUGCAGUAAAACUGUGAAGAUGGAAAAAGGGACAAAUCGUUUCAGUUGCGAUAAAAAUUAAUAUAAUGAAUUAAUUAGAGAAACUGAAGUGUUAAUAGAAAUUUUAUUUGGACUCGGGGAAAAUAUGACGUCGACUACGGAUUUGCCUAAGGAGCCUUCGAGGAAGAAAUUUUUCAAUCCGAAUCUCAUAUCGCUAAAAUGUCUUCUCUUCCUUUUUUUCGGAGGAAUGGGCUGCCUAUUUCCUUUUCUCCCGCUUCACAUGACGGAGGUGGGAUUGACGAGAAAUAAAAUAGGAAUAGUGUCAAUGGCAUCGGCAGUGGUGGCAAUAUUGGGACCAUUAAUUGCCGGGCCAUUGGCUGACAAAAUGGCAGGUCAUCAGGGUUCAAAUGACAAAUCAUCGACAGGUCGCUAUCUUCGGGUAAUGAUAGCCGUGGCUUGUGUAUUCUCAGCACUUUUCUAUGCCCUUCUCCUCCUGGUGCCGGCGACGAAAAUUGAACUCUCUCAGGAGCGAAGUCCGUCGUUGAAUUUUUCCUGCGAUCAGAAUGGCGCCAUUAUUUAUCAGGAGCGAUGUAAAGAUACAAAAGAUUGUCAUCGUUGGACUGAAGAACGUCUCGGGACAAUUGUCUUGACAAAAUGCCAGUAUAUCUGCACUCCAAAGAAGGCGAAAGUAAAUCGACAAUUCUCAGAUGGAAACACUGAAUAUUCACUUGAGGACGGAAGUGGCGAUAUCACUGUCGCUCCGCUCAUUGUUCCCGAAUCAUUGUUGCAGGAGCAGUAUGAAAAAAAAUCGCUGCUAUCCAUCAACAUGGACAGAACUCCACCUCAUAUAUGUUACAAAAAUGGUGAAGAGGGAAAACUUUGUCAUGCCUUUACCAAUAAUACGGAGAGAAUUGCAGUUAAUGCCACCCUUGGGCAACCGACCAACACCGAAGAAGUUGACGAGUGGUGUGCUUAUCCUGUUUCUGAUUACUUCAGUUGUCGAAUUCCUUCCAGUCUACAAACUAUGGAAAUUAACAAGUCCUGCUCGGUACAAUGCAAAUUGGAAGAUCCUUACACCACACCUGGAAACGUGCUUGAAGAAAGUUUGUGUGGUCAAAUAAUAGGAAAUCCACAGUUGACAUUUUGGAUGUACCUGGUGAUUCGUUCGGUGGCUGAUAUUUUUCCGACAGCCGCUGUUGCACUGUUGGAUGCGGCGGUUGUGAUAGCAACUCGAGAAACUUCUUGCGGAAGAGGCGACGUCGGACGACAACUUGCUUUUGGUUCUUUGGGUUUUGCACUCUUUGGUCCAUUGACCGGAUAUUUGACCACUAUUGUCCCGAAAAGCUCAAUGUACUAUCUGCCAAUUGUUCUUCAUUGCGUUUUGGUUCUUCUUGCAGCGUGCGUCGCCCUUUCUGCAAACGGAAUGCCAUUGAGUCCCCCCGAAUGGUGGUGGCAAACGAGGUGCGGAAUGCUUGCACUUCCAAUGAGUGCCGUCAAAAGAUAUGGUAGCGAAACAGCGGCUCUUGUUUUUGUACUCAUCAUAAUGGGAAUAUUUUGGAGUGCGAUGGACACUUAUCUUCCUUUAUAUCUCACACAACUCAAUGGCGAUGAACUAUCAAUAGGAAUUGUCCUGACAGUCGGGGCCUUACCAACUUUACUCUUCCUCUGGAAGUCGGAGCACUUGGUUGAUUAUUGUGGACAUAGCAACCUUUUUAUUUUAGCGUUCACCAUUUAUAUUGUCAGAUUCACUGGUUUAAGUCUGGUACCUGAUCCUUGGUGGGCGCUGAUCUCAGAAGCUCUGGAGCUUUUCACCCUGGGCAUUAUGUGGGUCACUGCCAUUCUCUAUUUAAGACAUUUAGUACCUCGCAAUAUGACGGUUACCGCUCAAGCCUUGCCUGUGAUCGCCCACUUUUGCAUUGGUCGCGCACUCGGAGCAGUAAUUGGUGCAUACGUCGAUAUUAACGAAUCAAAUAUCGUCGAAUCUCUCAAGUAUGUUUAUCGUUGCAUGGCUGGGUCUGCAGCUAUAAUAGCAAUUAUUUAUUUUAUUCUCUAUCAUGGACUUUUGAAACCAAAAUGUCAUGCCCAAAAUGUUCAGGGAACACGUCAACAACCGUCUGUUGUUCAAGCUGCAAUUGAAGAAUAUGAACAGACAAUGAAUGGAAAUGGAAGUUACACGCCAUUAAGAGUCUAUCACAAUGGAAUGGCUAAAAAGGGAGAGUUUCGAUAUUGAAGAGGCGAUUCUUUUUUUUAGUUGGUGCUAAAGUUUUCUUAACUUCCUCUGAAUCUUACAUCGAGUGAUCACAGUUUAAUUAAAAUAUAAAUAAUAUAUUUGUGAAAUAUAUUCAAUUUUUUCAAAGAACGCUGCAUUUUGUGCUGUUUUUUGAAAAAAAUACAUCGAAAAUUGUACUUUCCACGAUUGUUUUCGUAUUUUUUUUUCUAUUUUUUUGUUCACUUCCUCAUAGAGGAAGUAUUUUUUAUUUCUACAGUAAGUGCAUUAUUUAUAAACACUAUAAAGAGUCAUAAACAUAAUAGAAAGUGCUAUUUUGCAAGAUAGAGAAAAUUGUUGAAUGUUUCAAUAAAUGCUGAAUGAAUGAAUUGAAAAAUUGUGAGCGUGAUAGAAAUUAUUUUCUUACUUGAACAAUUUUACAAAAUAUUAGAUUUCAUACAGUUUUGUAUACGUAUAAAAACGAGAAUCUCAAUUAUAUUGACUGUAAAACUAAUAAUUUAGUUUAAAAGGCUCGUAUUCUAAUUUAUAAUCAAUUUAUUAUGAGUCACUUCAUUUUUUUUUAUUUUCUUUUUGCUUUAAUUGUAGCAAAAUUCCGUUU
Messenger RNA from Leptopilina heterotoma, 3202 nucleotides. RefSeq lists its product as uncharacterized. The transcript is spliced from 12 exons. NCBI's taxonomy places the organism in Eukaryota, Metazoa, Arthropoda, Insecta, Hymenoptera, Figitidae. Gene Ontology annotation, cellular component: membrane. The record is from RefSeq and is a predicted model, not a curated record. The coding region runs from base 523 to 2607 and encodes 694 amino acids.